This is a messenger RNA of Hippopotamus amphibius kiboko, 7045 nucleotides long. It is a transcript of the gene NCAPD3, whose product is annotated as non-SMC condensin II complex subunit D3. Gene Ontology annotation, molecular function: histone binding. NCBI's taxonomy places the organism in Eukaryota, Metazoa, Chordata, Mammalia, Artiodactyla, Hippopotamidae. The record is from RefSeq and is a predicted model, not a curated record. Gene Ontology annotation, biological process: mitotic chromosome condensation; meiotic chromosome condensation. Bases 36 to 4652 code for a protein of 1538 amino acids. Gene Ontology annotation, cellular component: condensin complex; condensed chromosome, centromeric region. The transcript has 35 exons.
CGGAGCAGCUUUGAAAGUUGAGGCAACCGGAGGUCAUGGCGGCUUGGCGGGGCUUGGCGAGUGCGCUGCAGCCCUGGUGUCCGAUGGACCUCAGCCCGGAAUGGGUGGGCACAGUAUGGGAGCUGGAAUUCACGGAGACUGAGCCUCUGGAUCCCAGCAUAGAAGCAGAGAUCGUGCAGACUGGACUGAGUGCAUUCAUAAACCUCUAUGAUAGUCUUUUCCCUUUUGCUGCUGAAGAGCAUGGAGCUACAGAGAGCAUUUGGACCUUCUUCAUGGAGAACAGCAUUUCCCACAAUGCACUGAUGGCCUUGUUCCAUCACUUCGUUCAGACUGUCCUUAAGAAAAAUGUCAGCGUCCAGCAGCGGGAAUUUGGCCUUUAUGCCGCUGGGCUUUAUUUUCUGCUACUGGAAGUACCAGGCAGUGUAGUCAAUCAAGUUUUCCACCCAGUGAUGUUUGACAAAUGUGUUCAGAUUCUAAAGAAGAGCUGGCCUCAGGAAUCCAGCUUGAAUCAGAAAAGAAAGAAAGAACAAUCGAAGAAUGCUCAGGCCAACCCAAGGGAGAGUAGGAAGAGAGGAAGGCCACCUAGGAAAGAAGAGAUGGAGAUGGAUGAAAUUAUUGAAGAACAGGAGGAUGAAGAGACUAUUUUUUUUUCUUCCCGAGACCUUUGUCAAAUUCGAAAUGCUAUCUUUCACGUUUUGAAGAACUUUUUAAGGCUUCUGCCCAAAUUUUCCCUGAAAGAAAAGCCUCAGUGUAUACAGAAUUGUGUAGAGGUCUUUGUUGCAUUAACUAAUUUUGAACCAGUUCUUCACGAAUUUCAUGUUACACAAGCCAGAAACCCUAACCAAGCGAAAUGCAUACCAGAACUGGCCUAUCAUGGAUUGUAUUCGCUGUGCUCCCCAGUUCACAGAGAAGGAGAUAAGGUUAUCAGAUGUGUUUUCCAUCGAAUGCUCUAUGUUAUAUUAAUGCUAGAAGUGGGCGAAGGCUCCCAUCAUGCCCCUCUUGCCAUCACUUCUCCGACCAUCAGUGGUAAAAACCUGGCAGUCCAGUUUAUCAGUUCGCUUGUGGAUGAACUAAAAGAAAGUAUGUUUCCAGUCCUUCGUAUCUUACUCCAGCAUAUCUGUGUCAAGGUGGUUGAUAAAUCCGAGUACCGGACCUGUGCAGCUCAGUCCCUGGUCCAGCUGCUCAGCAAGCUUCCUUGUGCGGAAUAUGCUUCUUUCGUGGCCUGGCUUUACGGAUAUUCACGAAAUGCCAAGAUCUCAUACCGGGUGUUCACUCUCGAUGUUGCCUUGGCUCUGCUGGAACUGCCUGAACGAGAGGUGGACAGCACGCUGCCCCUGGAGCAUCAGAAGUUCCUGAAGCAUAAGUUCUUGGUGCAGGAAAUCAUGUUUGCCCGCUGUGUAGACAAGGCCCCGACUGUGCGCAGCAAGGCGCUGUCCAGUUUUGCGCAUUGCCUGGAGCUCUCGGCCACAGCUGCCUCGGAGAGCAUCCUGGAGCUUCUGGCUGACACUCCUGCAGUUUCAGGAAUAGAGAGCCACCAUGACACUUCACUGAAAAAUUCAUCAGCUUUUUCCUAUCAGAGGCAGACACUUAACCCAUCUGGAGGCUCAGAGGUGACCAAUAUAGACAGCAGUGGUGAAACAGCUGGAUCCAGGGGAAGGGGUCUCAUGACGAUGCUGAGGAACAGGGUCAGGGAUGAGAAAACCAAUGUCAGGAAGUCUGCACUCCAGGUCUUAGUGAACAUUUUGAAACACUGUGACGUCUCAGGUAUGAAAGAAGAGCUGUCCAUCCUGCAGGACCGGUGUCGGGACCUCGCUGUGUCUGUCCGCAAGCAAGCCUUGCAGUCUCUCACUGAGCUUCUUAUGGCCCAACCUCGGUGUGUCCAGAUACAGAAGGCCUGGCUCGGUGGGGUCGUGCCGGCUGUGAUGGACGGUGAGAGCACCGUGCAGGAGAAGGCCCUGGAGUGUCUGGACCAGCUCCUGCUGCAGAACAUCAGGCAUCACGGUCAGUUCCACUGCAGGGAUGACAGCCAGGUGCUCGCCUGGACGCUGCUGACACUGCUGAGUGCAGAGAGCCAGGAGCUAGGCCGCUAUUUAAAUAAGGCUUUUCAUAUCUGGUCCAAGAAAGAUAAGUUCUCCUCCACUUUUGUAAACAACGUGCUCUCUCACACUGGCAAGGAGCACUGUGCCCCGGCCUGGAUGCUGCUCUCCAAGGUUGCUGGCUCGUCACCCACGCUGGACUACACCCAGAUCAUGAAGUCCUGGGAGAAAAUGAGCAGGCAGCAAGACCCCAAUGCAGACACCUUAGGGCACAUCCUCUGUGUUAUCGGGCAUAUUGCAAAGCAUCUUCCUCAGAGCACCCGGGACAAGGUGACAGAUGUUAUCAAGAGUAAACUAAAUGGAUUCUGGUGGUCACCAAAGUUGAUUAGCCCAGCUGUUGAUACUUUGCAAAGACUCUGUAGAGCAUCUGUGGAGACACCAGCGGAGGAGCAGGAAUUCCUGGCGCAGGCAUGUGGGGACGUGCUCUCCACCUGCGUGCGCUGCCUCUCCGACAUAGUUCUGAAGGAGGACGGGACUGGGAGGAUGCACGAAGACCUGGUGGUGAAGUACAUUUUCACCUUAGGAGAUGUAGCCCAGCUCUGUCCAGCCAGAGUGGACAAGAAAGCCUUCCUGCUGAUCCAGUCCAUCCUGGCUGCUUCUGCCAGUGCGGAGCAUUUGACCUCGUCGGACCCAGGUGGCAGUGAGGCUGCAGCCUCCCAGCCCCUCUCCCAGGUCCGGGCCUCUGUCAUGCCCUCCAUGAUCAGAGCACACGCCGUCAUCACCCUGGGGAAGCUGUGCUUACAGCACGAGGAUCUCGCAAAGAAGAGCAUCCCGGCCCUGGUGCGGGAGCUGGAGGUAUGCGAGGACGUGGCCGUCCGCAACAACGUCAUCAUUGUCCUGUGCGACCUCUGCGUCCGGUACACGGUCAUGGUGGACAAGUACAUCCCCAACAUCUCCGUGUGUCUAAAGGACUCGGACCCGUUCAUCCGCAAGCAGACACUCUUCUUGCUCACCAACCUCCUGCAGGAGGACUUCGUGAAGUGGAAGGGCUCCCUGUUUUUCCGGUUUGUCAGCACACUGGUGGACUCGCACCCAGACAUCGCCAGCACCGGGAAGUUCUGCCUGGCCCACCUGCUGCUGAAGAGGAAUCCUGCCAUGUUUUUCCAGCACUUCAUCGAGUGCAUCUUCCACCUCAGUAGCUAUGAGAAGCACGAGAAGUACAACAGGUUCCCCCAGUCAGAGAGAGAGAAGCGUCUGUUCUCCCUGAAGGGGAAGACAAACAAGGAGAAGCGGAUGACAAUCUACAAGUUCCUCCUGGAGCACUUCACAGACGAGCAGCGGUUCAACAUCACUUCCAAAAUCUGCCUCAGCAUCCUGGCGUGCUUUGCAGAUGGCAUCCUACCCCUGGACAUGGAAGCUAGUGAGCUGCUAUCAGACACGUUUGAGGUGCUCAGCUCAAAGGAGAUCAAGCUGCUGGCUAUGAGGGCUAAGCCGGACAAGGACCAGCUCGUGGAGGAGGAGGACCUGGCCUUGGCCAAUGUGGUCAUGCAGGAGGCACAGAAGAAGCUCAUCUCCCAGGUUCAGAAGAGGAAUUUCAUAGAAAAUAUUAUUCCAAUUAUCAUCUCCCUGAAGUCUGUACUAGAGAAGAAUAAGAUCCCAGCUCUGCGGGAACUCAUGCACUAUCUCAGGGAGGUGAUGCAGGAUUACCGAGAUGAAAUCAAGGAUUUCUUUGCGGUUGACAAGCAGCUGGCCUCAGAGCUUGAGUAUGACAUGAAGCGGUACCAGGAGCAGCUGGCGCAGGAGCAGGAGCUGGCAAGGCAGGCCAACGCAGACAGGGCAGCUGCGGGCGCCGAGGGGGCGCAGCCCGGGCAGCAGGCUGUUCCAAGUUUGGAAACAACGCCAGCUCCUGCCAACCGAGAAAAUGGCACCAUGGCCACCGCCGCCAGCCAGCCGUCCACAUCCAGGCCCCGCGCUGCCCAGAUGCCUGCAUCUCUGUCCCUGGACACUGGGCCGCUGAAGAGGCUGGUGCCCAAAGCCAGGCCCAUGUCACCGAGCACCAUCGCCAUCCUGAAUUCCGUCAAGAAGGCCGUGGAGUCGAGCGGUCGGCAUCGCAGCCAGAGAGGGGGGCUGCUGCCCUUCACCCUGUGUGCCGAAAGCCCCGGCGAACCCAGCGACCGUGCGUCCUCACAGGGCUUGGAGCAGGAGUCCAGUGGAGCUAUUGACCUUGUAACUAAACGGGCGAUCAGCACCCCUGAGCGGACCAUCCAGAAUGUCACAUUCGGAGCGGGACUGAGCUACAUUAGCUCACCUCGGACACCGUUUCCUAUCAAAGGCCAGUGCCCCCCAGCCAGAUCCACGAGCCGGGCCAGCACCCCAGGAAGUCUGGGGGUGUCGGAAGCCCCGGGCCAGGGGGACAACGUUCUGUGUCUGUCACUGCCCGACAUGCCACCCACAUGGGCCUUCUUGUCAGUCCUCCCUCCCGCAUGGAACCUUCCUCUGCAGGAUGGCAUGGACAUUCUGGGUACAGUUACCAACCAGCUGAUUUUCUUGAAGAGAAGAUCAAGUUGGUACAUUGACCACCUACGAAAUGUCAUUCUUCAGCUACUUGGCCUCUAGGAAACCAUGUCAGCCCCAGAGAAGACCUUCCUACACUCACCCUCAUUAAGGUCCCUGGACCUCAGUUACUACACCAGGUAAGAAAAUGUGAAGGCUUGUACUCUGAGCUGCAGGUCACAACAAUCCAUUCUUUUGUUUUUAAAUCUUAUUUAAUGGUUCAGCUACAUGUAAUACAUUCCAAAUACUGUAUAUGUUUUGAUGCUUUCUGUCUUAUUUAGUAAGACUUCAUUAAUUACAGCAGAAGCCUUAAAGAAUUUAAUACUAGGGAUGAAAAUCAGAAGUAUAAUAUAUCUGAGUGUCAUUAGUUUCUAAAACAGUCACUUCUACAAAAGGUAACAGAUCCAGGACAAGCAGUGCUUGCUUUGUUUUGUUUUGUAACCAUGCACUACUCCUUUUAGGGAAACCCACCCACACGCAUGCAGCACUUUCUACUCCUCCUUCCAUCUGGAAGCCCCCAGGCACCCCCUAACAGAGUAACACAAGAUGCUCUGAGUAUCUACCAAGGCCACAUAGGUUCCCUCUAAGGAAAGUGACCUCAGACAGUCCUUUGAGUGCGAUCACUGUAAUUUAGGUGAUGAGACACCAACACUGUGGUCCCAAAUGACUGUGACCAGCAACCAGCUUCCGACCCAAAGGCCAUUUAGGGGCCUUAGAGGUAAGUCAUGAGAGCUUUGCCCAACUGGAUAAUUACAGGACAACCCAAUCUGAGCCUUUCUUUUGAGAAGUGUAAAGCUGAGAGAAAUAAGAGAAUAAUAAACUAGAGUUUACAGUCACAGGAGAAACAGUUGAAGUAGAGCCUGAGGAUGCAGAGCUGGCAACAGACGAGCCAGGGGACAGGAAGGGGGACACUGAGGUUACUCCAGGGUCUACAAAGGUCAGAUUUCCACAGGGGCUGACUCUUCACAAUAAACCUGUAAGGUAAACCAAGCCAACUUGUUUCUUACAACCUAAAAGAAGCUAAGGUAACAUAGCCCCAGAUGAUGGACAUAAUCACCUCUUUUCUCCCCCUACACUGCAGGUAAGUGGAUGUGCCCCAAGGCCCAACUCCCUCCUGCCCAAGCACCUGAGUCAGUGCCACAGCCACUGCUAUGCCAGUUCUAGACAACAGGGUGUCUCAGAAAGCGCCAGGACCACACAAGCAUGUGCAGAGCUAGUGGAAGUGCACAGCAGCCAGGCCCUGGGUCUGCCGAGGCCCCACACCGAGUCUGUCCUCAGCAUUUCCUUCUGCUCCUAAGCAGUUCUUAAACAUAGAAACACUCCUUACUUUGCCAAGGUUCCCACUUAAAAUAUAGUAGUAAGUUGUGUAUCAGAAUAGUGUUGUGAGGAUUGGAAGCCAAGGAUCAAACGCUUGAAGACAUGGUAGGUAAUUCCUCCAGAUACAAUCCAGUGCGUGGGCAUGAGGUUCUGACACAAGCCAGCCUCCCAGUGCUGUGGGAAUACAUGGAGGUUGCAUUAUGUAAGACUGAGCAAAGGGUUUUUGGAAGAAGAAAAAUGGGUAAAAUCCGUUACAGCAUCCUAUCACACGUAGUUGUUCCUCUUCCAUUUCAUACCCAACCUUGGCUUGCCUACCAGACUCUAAGCUCUUUGGGACAGUCCAGUCUUUCAGCAAUUUUUUAUUUAUUGCCUUUUUAAGCCAGAUACUGGCCUAAACAUGAGGGAUAAUAUAUGAAUAAAAGAGAAAAAUCUGUGCCCUCAUGGAGCUUACUUUCUAUAACAGUACAAAGAAACAAGUAUCCUAAGUACUCAUCUUCAUAUUUUCAAAUCUAGUGUAGAAUGGCAUUUAAUAGGGACUCCAAAAGUGUCUGCUGAAUAAAUUAAUGUGCAUUUUUUAUAUUCUAGACUGGAUCUCCUUGAAUUUUCCAGAAAAUCAUUUAGCUGAAUUCAGUUUGUUCAUAGAGCUGUAAUGCGGCUACUCUUUCUCAUCUUGCCCAGGAAUCCAUUAUUAAAUCUUGGACCUGGAAUCUAAGAUAUAUGUAGUUGUCUGUUUCUAAUCAAAACCUCCGAACCAAAUGUAAGACUCCUCUGGAGGCAGGUGUGGUAAGUUCCAAGUAUACUGUGUUCAUUUAAUGUGACCUUCACCCAGCCUACCCCAAUAGGUUACAUCCUACGUGAUUAUAGCACAAUAUCAAAAACAGAAAACUGACGUGUGUACGGUAUAUGUGGAUAGUUGCACAUCAUUUAUCACAAGCGAAGUUUCCUGUAAUCACCACUGCAAUCAAGACACAGACCUCUUCCAUCACCAAAGACCUCCCUCCUGCAGCCCCUCACCAUCCCUCACUCCUGGCAGCUGUUGUCCCCAUUGCCAUAAUUCUGUCAUUUGGAGAAUGCGAUAUAAAUGGAAAUACACAGUCGGUGGCCUUUUGAGGCUUUUUCAUUCAGAAUAAAGCCUUUUA